This is a messenger RNA of Paramuricea clavata, 1990 nucleotides long. The record is from the annotation of a GenBank genome assembly. Lineage: Eukaryota; Metazoa; Cnidaria; Anthozoa; Malacalcyonacea; Plexauridae.
UUGAUAUCGCUGUUGAAUUAAGUCAUCAUGCUGCCCAAGUCUACAUAAGCACAAGAAGUGGAUGUUAUGUUUUCACACGUCUUGGUCGUGGAGGACAACCUCUUGAUUUUAGUAUCUCCAGAGCAACCCAGCUUAUACCACUUGCAAUCCUGGCAAAACUUCUCCCUGGAUUGGUGAACAACAAAGUUGACUUUAGAAACUUUGGCCUUCAACCAACAGGCACCCUCGGUGUGAAUAAAUUUCCAAUUAUAAACGAUGAGAUUCAACACCGUAUUAUAACUGGCAGUAUAAAAGUCAAAGGGAAUGUCAAGGAGAUUGCACAAAAUUUUGUCACUCUCGAGGGGGGCGAGACAUUGGAUAACAUCGAUGCUUUAGUUCUUGCAACCGGAUUCAAACCAAAAUACCCAUUUGCAAAAGAGAUCAUAGAAGUAAAGGAUGAUUUCUAUAUCAGUUUAUAUAAGCACGUGUUUUUGCCUGAUGAUGAGUGGCAUACAUUAGCUGUGAUUGGUGUAGUGGGGGUCGGAGGGCCGGUGGUCCCUGUCUCUGAAAUGCAAGCAAGAGUUGCUGUAGAAGUGUUUGCGGGGAGAUGUAGUUUGCCAAGUGAGGGUGAAAUGGAAAAGGAGAUUGCAGAACGGGAACAAUGGUGGCUGAAAACUGGAGCGUCCAAAUACAACUUUAUGAGGGUGAGUACAUAAUGGUGUUGCCAGUGGAUAGAAGAUUUAGUUAUAACCACAACAGUAACGAUAGCAAUUACAGUACGGUGAUGAUGAUCAGAGGCGCCGGAAUAUCGAUAAUUGGGGGGGGGGCAGAUAUUCGUGUUCUGCCCAAUUAAUUUCUUUCGAAAUCGAUUGUUUUUACAGUCUGUGAACACGAAUAUAUAAAUAUCUGCCCCCGCAAUUAUCGAUAUUCCGGCGCCUCUGAUGAUGAUGUCGUUAUGCAUGAUGGCGGUUAUGGUGAUGGCAAUUAGGAACCGGUCAUAAAGUAACUGCUAGGGUGGGCUGGAGUGAUUUGGGAUGGGCCAUGGAAAAUCUUUGGGCAGUUUGGAUGGGCCGCCAAUUUUUUGGUAUGUCCACGGUUGGGUCACCAAACAAAAACCCAUGUUAAAUAUAUUACAUGAAGAUAUUAAUAAUAAAAAUAAACAAAACUAUCCAAAUUAUCAAAUGCAAAUGAUGCUAUUGAAGCCAGUACUUUGUUUUAUACAACAACAAGAAGUGGUCGAAUCACAGCAAAUACAACCAAUCGUAAUUGGUGAUGAAUGUGUUGGUCAAGCUUGGUGGAAUUAUGUACGUCAAUACAGUGCCGGUGUAUAUUUACAAUGUUCAUACCUGCAAGUUUUUUUUGUUAUAAAAUUGUAUUUUCCCAAUUUAGAUUGGGUGGGUCGGUAAUGAAAUAAAUUUGGCAUGAUUAGAUGGGCUUUGAAAUUUUUAACUUAUUUAAUAACUUUUCCGGCAUAAAAUUACAAUAACAAAACAGAGUGGCCGGGACACCGGAACAGCUUAUUGCCAAUUACUGCGGGCGCAAUUAUUGGUAAACUACAAUAGUGUAGGAAAGAUAUAUGGUUGUGGCAGUGAAAGCUGAUGGUGGUUAUAAACUUAUAAUUUCAAUAGUGCUCAUUUGUGCUAAAGAUACUAGUUUCAAUUGCUUACAAUCAAUUUUUCAUCCAAAUAUUUUGAAGGUUAACUUUGUCCCCUAUAUGAAUAAACUUGGUGAGAUGAUCGGCGCCAAGCCCAACUUAUGGUCAAUAUUCAAAGAAGAUCCAAAACUGGCCUAUCACGUUUUCUUUGGAACUACCAUCCCAACUCAAUAUCGACUGCAAGGACCCAACACUUGGAAGGACGCGAGGAAACAUAUCAUGAGUUUUCAAGAACAGUAUCUCUGUCCAUUAAGUACCAGAAAGUGUGCACCAUCAGCAGAAAGUAACAGUCAUGGUGUUCUUAUAUUUAUUUUUGUGAUUGUUUUUGCUGUAGUUGCAAUAAUGCUCAAGGCAUGA